This is a messenger RNA of Aspergillus chevalieri, 1215 nucleotides long. Its product is annotated as NAD(P)/FAD-dependent oxidoreductase. The coding region runs from base 1 to 1215 and encodes 404 amino acids. The transcript has a single exon. The record is from RefSeq and is a predicted model, not a curated record. Gene Ontology annotation, molecular function: NAD(P)H dehydrogenase (quinone) activity. Lineage: Eukaryota; Fungi; Ascomycota; Eurotiomycetes; Eurotiales; Aspergillaceae. Gene Ontology annotation, biological process: aerobic electron transport chain.
AUGCGAACGAUACUUGUUGCUGGAACAGGCUUCGCCGGCAUGUGGAGCGCCCUGUCGGCGAUGCGACUCAUCGAACAGAAUGGGGGAAUUGAGGCGGCUGGGAUCAAAGUGAUUGUCGUAUCUCUCGAUCCUACUUUGGUUAUCCGUCCACGGUUGUAUGAAUCGGAUGCUGACAAAAUGUGUGCCUCGCUCGAGGAACUAUUCCGCGUGACGGGUAUUCAUUUUGUUCCAGGAUUGGUCGACACGAUUGAUACAGCACAGAAACGAGCGGCAAUCGUCGACCUGGCAGGCAUUCGUUCCACCCUUCAAUAUGACAGGCUCGUCCUGGCUGCAGGAAGCCACUUGAAACGCCCCGACAUCCCCGGCAUUCACGAGCAUGCAUUUAGCAUCGACCAGCGCAACGAAGCUGCCAGCCUCGACAAGCAUUUGCAUCAUCUCACGUCCAAACCUCCUUAUCCUGCGCGGAACACGGUUGUUAUUGUCGGCGGUGGUUUUACUGGAAUUGAGAUCGCCGCAGAGAUGCCGUCGCGACUCCGCUCCAUUCUUCGAUCGGAGGACGUGCGAGUUGUCAUCAUUGAACAAGCGGAUUCCAUCGGACCGGAACUGGGGCCUGGUCCGAGGCCAGUCAUCAUCGAGGCGUUGGCGGACCUGGGCGUGGAGUAUAAUCUGGGCGUGGCGGUAGUAUCGGUGGACAAGACCGGGGUGGUGACCAGCCGUGGCGACCGAAUCGACUCGCUGUCUGUCAUUUGGACUGGGGGUAUGGAAGCGAGUGCUCUGACACGACAGAUUCCGGGGCAGAGAGACCAUAGCGGACGCUUGCACGUCGAUUCUCAUCUGCGCAUUCCCUCUCUUCGGGACAUCUUUGUGGCGGGCGAUGCAGCCCUGGCUAUUACCGAUGAUCAGGGCCAUCAUGCGUUGAUGUCUUGCCAGCAUGCCAUGCGUCUUGGUCGCUUUGCUGGGCAUAAUGCAGCAGCAGACCUGCUUGCACUUUCUCCAAAACCAUAUACCCAACCCUCGUAUGGGACGUGCUUGGAUUUAGGCCCUUGGGGCGCGGUGGUCACUGAGGGAUGGGACCGUCAAAUACGAUUGACUGGCUCGGCGGCAAAGGCGAUCAAAAAGAAUAUCAAUCAGGCUGUGAUAUAUCCUCCAAAAGCAGAUCGUGUCGAAGCAUUUACUGCCGCGGACCCAGACUGUGCAGGUCCUACGCUUGCAUGA